AUGGAAGGGGACCACCAGGACCCCGUCAUGUGUGAGGGAGCUCACGCUCCACUGGCGAGACACGAUUCUCACCGAGUCGUGGGGGUGACGUCACCACAGCUCGACACAGGACCUCUCUCUGUCAGAGCGGACAGGUGGCGCGCAUGCGCAGUUCACCCAUGGAUUCUAUCCACUGUAUCUCACGGAUACAGACUUCAAUUUGCCAUGAAACCACCCAGGUUCAACGGUGUGUUAGUUUCAGUGGCCAAGGGGGACGCUGCACGGGUUUUGGAAGACGAAAUAACGUCUUUACUGAGCAAACGAGCUAUCAGAGCUGUCACGGCCGAGGAGGGUUUCUACUCCCGGUACUUCCUCAUUCCCAAGAAGGCAAGCACAGCCCUUCGCCCCAUCCUAGAUCUCCGUGUGCUAAACAAACACCUACGGAAAUACACAUUCAGGAUGUUGACACACAAAGUGCUCUGUCGCUCUAUCCGUCAGAGAGAUGGGUUUGUAACGAUCGAUCUCUCGGACGCGUAUUUUCACAUCGCCAUUCACCCUGCACACAGAAAAUAUCUCAGGUUUGCUUUCCAAGGCAAAACCUACGAGUAUCAAACUGUCCCAUUCGGGCUGUCGUUAGCUCCGAGGGUAUUCAGCAAGUGUGUGGAGGGGGCUCUGUCUCCAUUACGGAGCAAAGGCAUCAGAAUUUUUUCGUACAUAGACGAUUAUCUGAUAUGCGCUGGCUCGCACGAGCAGGAGGUCAUGGAUUCUGCUGUGGUGAUAAAUCAUCUCAGGGAUCUUGGGUUAAGUAUAAACUGGACGAAAAGUCAGAUAGAGCCCGUACAGUGUGCGGAGUAUCUGGGUCUGAAAAUAAACUCCCUGUCAUAUCGCGUCACGCUAUCAGACGGGAGAAUAAAAUCUCUCACACAGUGUCUCUCCCUCUUUCAGAUGGGGAGAGUCGUGUCGUUUCGACUAUGCCUACGUCUGCUCGGCCUGAUGGCAUCAGUGAUAGCUGUAGUGCAUUUAGGUCUGUUGAUGAUGAGAGAUUUUCAGCGGUGGGUUGCAGCUUUGCGCCUGUGCCCGCGCCGUCACCUCAACCGCAGAGUGAAAGUGACUCAGACCUGUGUGAAGUCUCUCCGUCAGUGGAGGAACGCAGGGGCGUUCACCACGGGGGUCCCGCUGGGGACGGUGACGUCCAGGGUUACCAUGACAACGGACGCUUCCCUGUCAGGGUGGGGAGCAACGAUGUCAGGCAGAGCGGUGAAUGGCUCCUGGGGUCCAGAAAUGGCCCAGAUUCACAUAAAUGUUUUGGAGCUCUGGGCAGUGUUUCUAGCGCUGAAACAUUUCCUGCAAUUUCUCCGAGGCCGUCAUGUUCUGGUGAAAACAGACAACUCCACUGUGGUAGCCUAUGUCAACCGUCAGGGAGGCACUCGCUCACUACGGUUACACAAGUUGGCUCGGGAGAUGAUACUGUGGAGCAGCACCAGGCUCCUCUCACUCAGGGCAACACAUGUGCCGGGAGUUCUGAACAGAGGGGCGGACUUGAUGUCUCGUGGGAAUCCUCUGUACGGGGAAUGGUCUCUGCACCCGCAGGUUGUGGACCAGAUUUGGAAGAGAUACGGCCGAGCCGCCGUAGAUCGACUGCCUCCGCAGGUUAUAGACACCAUUCAGAGUGCAAGGGCUUCCUCCACCCGUGCUUUGUACGGCUGUAAAUGGCGGGUUUUCGAGGAAUGGUGUGAGUCUAGACUCACAGUCCCUUUUCAGUGUUCAGUUGUGGACCUGUUGUGUUUUCUACAGGAGCUGGUGGAUAAAGGAAGAGCUUUUUCCACAGUAAAAGUGUACCUCGCUGCCAUCUCAGCAUGUCACGUGGGUUUUGGUGAUAAACCGGUGGGACAGCACCCCCUGGUUUGUCGCUUUAUGAAAGGUGCACGUCGAAAGCUCCCAGUUUCUAGGCACCUGGUUCCGGUUCUGGUGGUGCUGGAUGCCCUUUCUCAGCAUCCCUUUGAGCCUUUGGAGGCUGUGGGGAUGAAGUUUGUGUUUCUGAAAACGGUUCUGCUUUUGGCUUUGUCUACGGCGAAGCGCGUGAGCGACCUUCAGGCGUUGUCUAUCCGCCCUUCCUGUCUACAGUUCGGUCCGGGACUCUCCAAGGUUUGCUUGCGGCCCAAUCCGGCUUUUGUGCCUAAGGUGGUGGAGUCGGCUUACAGGUGUCCCACAGUAGAGUUGCUGGCUUUUCACCCGCCUCCAUUCUCCUCGACGGAGGAGCAGAGGCUUAACACUUUGUGUCCGGUGAGGGCUCUGCAGUCCUACGUGAGUAGGACGGCAGAUUUCAGGCGUACUGACCAGCUGUUUGUUUCCUGGUCCACUACCCAUAAGGGCAAGCCAUUGUCCCGCCAGAGGCUGUCUCACUGGAUUGUGGAGGCCAUUUCUGUGGCGUACAGUUGCAAAGGUUUGCUGCCGCCCCAGGGUUUGCAUGCUCAUUCCACCAGGAGUAUAGCUGCUUCCUGGGCUCUGUUUAGAGGGGUGUCUGUUCAGGAUAUUUGUGCUGCGGCGAGCUGGGCUACGCCUCACACCUUUGUCAAGUUUUACAGGCUAGAUGUCUCUGGUCCUUCUUUGGCCCAAGUGGUGCUCGGUGCCGGUGCUCCGGGGUUGGAGUGAUGUUGUCACUCAACCUUUUGUGGUAGUUAGGCUUCGGGAGUCAUAUGCAAUCCGGGAGUGGUCUAUAUCUCCCAUAGUGAAACACCGAACGAAG
Molecule: messenger RNA, 2725 nt
Organism: Solea senegalensis (Senegalese sole)
Lineage: Eukaryota; Metazoa; Chordata; Actinopteri; Pleuronectiformes; Soleidae
Biological process (GO): DNA integration; DNA recombination
Molecular function (GO): DNA binding; RNA-DNA hybrid ribonuclease activity
Source: RefSeq, a predicted model, not a curated record